AAAGGUCAGUGGCGCGUCUCUUUCUCCCGUGUCUCCCUCUCAAGGUUUUUCCGGGCCGUGACGGUGAGUUCUCGGGCUUUCCCCCCGUCACACGGCCAUUCGCAGCUUGCUCCGAACCUUGAAGGUUAGGGUAUGUAUGUAUACGUUCGUGGUAUGUACGUUAGAUACGCUGGAUACAUAUGUGUACGUAGAAUUUGGCGAUAGCACGGCGCAUCGUAGUGGUGCGAUGGGACGCAUCGCGUUCACGGAUGGCCAACAGGUGGAACGGCUCCAUGACGUCCAUGACGUCGUUGACAGGACGCCGCGCGUCUCUAUCGACACUUCUAUCGUCGUAUCGGCGAGAGAUAAGAAAAUGUGUCACUGCGAUGUUAUCGGGUCAGAGUGACUGUUCGAUACGCAAGAUCUAAUGUCACGAGCGCAGGUGCGUGUGGGUGGUCGUGCUCGUGCAGGUCUGUCCCUCGUUGAACAGAGUAACUCCAGAUAUUUCGCCGGACGGAGCGAGGGUCACUCUUCACAGCCUUCUGCUCUUACAAGCGUGAGAACUACCUUACGCACGAUUUACGAUUGACGUCUCAGUGUUCGAUUUGUCAGUCUUUUAGGUGCGACGAGCCAGGAUUCUGCCUCCUCGGCAUUUUCUUCAAAUUCUUCUUACAUAGGUCUCUUGCCGUUAGUAAGUAGAUACUUGAUAAGCGAGAGAGAAAGAGAGAGAGAGAGCGAGAUCCAAUUCAGAAGAGUGAGAGAUCUACUGCCAUUCUAGCUUUAAGGCCUGUGUUGAUUACUUACAAAGUUUUAGCAAGACAUAAAACAUAAUUUACUGACGCCUAUCUGAUGUUUACUUUACAGAGGUUUCAAAUUGUUAAGGAUGCCGACUAAUCGGGAAGGCGAGACAGCAGUGACCAUCCCACUGCAGUAUAAUGAAGCUCAUUGGAAAGCUAUUUUUGAGAAGUAUGAUCUUGACGGAGAUGGAAAAAUAUCGCUACAAGAGUUAAAAGCAAUGAUACGUGGUCCAGAAUUUUCUAAAGACAUCCCUGCUGGGGUAGUCCGCACGAUAAUGCAUAAAGCAGAUCUGGAUGAUUCCGGUUACUUAGAAUAUCCAGAAUUCAUAGCAAUGAUCCACAGAAAGGAUAUGCAGGGUAUAUUCGGACACAUUGUGCAACGAUAUGUGCAGUGUGUGAUACCUCAACGACCAUGCCGCACAUUACGACAAACUUCCGUGGGCUCAAGGUAUUAUCCCCAGCGACAAUUCAGUACUGUAAUGCAAGCAUCACCAGCGCCUGUGAUUAAGUAUCGUAGUGGUUCUCCUUUGAGAAAAAUAGCAACCUUUGGUGUCCUUGAUUCUUCCCGGGCUGUUGUGAUUGAAAGAAGCCCUUCUGCACGUUUUAAUGCUUUACAGCAACAAACAAGUACAAUAACAGAAUCUUCUCUGUACUCUAGCGACUAUCCAGAUGGGCUGUAUGAAGAAGAGUACAGUUGUCGACCGCCGGCUAUAGCAAUGAUAAUCAUAUCGAUAAUAGAAAUCAUUUUGUUCAUAUAUGAUGUGAUUAAGCACAAAUCUCUUUCUGUAGAAGGACCAGCAGCUACUUUAUUUAUUUAUAAUCCGCACAAGAGGUACCAAGCCUGGCGAUAUCUAACAUAUAUGUUCGUACAUGUAGGAGUUUUCCACUUGGUCGUUAAUCUCUUGGUACAAAUUAUGUUGGGUAUUCCACUGGAAAUGGUCCAUAAAUGGUGGAGAGUAUUGAUAAUAUACAUAGCUGGAGUACUGGCCGGUUCCCUCGGUACGUCCGUUUCAGAUCCAACAGUUUACCUGGCUGGUGCCUCGGGUGGUGUGUAUGCAUUAAUCACUGCCCAUGUAGCAACUAUUAUAAUGAACUGGUCGCAAAUGGAAUUUGCCGUGCUACAGCUAUUAGUGUUCCUCGUUAUUACGAGUGUUGACGUCGGCCAAGCCGUAUACAAUCGUUAUGUUCUUGAUACCAAUGAUCAAAUCGGCUAUGUGGCUCAUUUGGCUGGUGCUAUAGCAGGUCUUCUAGUAGGUAUAAACAUCCUUCGAAAUCUCGAGGUACAAACUUGGGAAAAAGUUAUUUGGUGGGCCAGCAUAGUUACUUUCACGGGUCUUAUGACCACAGCUAUUUUAUGGAAUAUAUUGUAUCCCUCGUAUUACGAUUGAUAAUAUUUAUAUCAGUAUUUAUCUCGUUCGAAUUAUUUAACGACGCACAACAUGCGCGCGUGCGUACGCGCCACACACACAUCGAUAGAGAGACAAAUAUUAUUACUGGAAGAAAAAUAACUUGCCUUGAAAUUGUAGGUAUAUGCAUAAAUGCUACAUAUUUUUAUAUGUUCAGAGCUGGGAUUUAGUUGCAUAUUUUGGCCGAUUUUCAGCUUGGUUCCUGCCCCUUAUUUCAUUAACCCGCACGCAGCCUAAAUACCGAUCAGAAUUAAGCUGAAAAUAGGCCGCAAUGUGCAACUAAAUCCCAGCACUGUAUU
Messenger RNA from Mycetomoellerius zeteki, 2481 nucleotides. RefSeq names its product rhomboid-4 (gene rho-4). Gene Ontology annotation, cellular component: membrane. The record is from RefSeq and is a predicted model, not a curated record. Lineage: Eukaryota; Metazoa; Arthropoda; Insecta; Hymenoptera; Formicidae. The transcript is spliced from 5 exons. Gene Ontology annotation, molecular function: calcium ion binding; serine-type endopeptidase activity. The coding region runs from base 863 to 2164 and encodes 433 amino acids.